Molecule: messenger RNA, 2124 nt
Organism: Musa acuminata AAA Group (dessert banana)
Lineage: Eukaryota; Viridiplantae; Streptophyta; Magnoliopsida; Zingiberales; Musaceae
Product: receptor-like protein EIX2
Exons: 2
Coding region: 904-2124 (406 amino acids)
Molecular function (GO): protein binding
Source: RefSeq, a predicted model, not a curated record
AGUAGGUAGUUCGGUAGGGAGGGAGAUCAAACUGCGCGCCAUGGGUUUCCCUUUACGCUUCUUAUCAUCAUUGUCGUUGUGCCUCUUGGCCCUCCUCCUCCACCGGGCCAUGGUGACAAGUGGGUGUUUCAGCAUGGAGAGGGAGGCACUGUUGGACUUCAAAGCCGGCAUCCACGACACCCAUAACCGGCUAUCUUCUUGGACGGGUCACCACUGUUGCACAUGGAAGGGAGUGACCUGCGACACCACCACUGGCCACGUCGUCAUGCUCGACCUCCGGAAUACGUUUGAUCGGGCAUUAGGCGGUGAGAGGAUGAUGAACUCGUCAUUGCUUGCUUUAUCACAUCUGGAGCGCCUGGAUCUUAGCUUCAAUGAUUUCAGUGGGAUCCGCAUGCCGGAAUUCAUCGGCUCCUUCAAGAAACUGAGAUACCUCAAUCUAUCUUCUACACGAUUCAUGGGAGGAAUACCUGCUCGGCUGGGGAACCUUUCGAGCCUCUACGUUCUUGAUCUAAGCGUUGCCUUAUACGUCGAUGAUUAUGGAAACGGAUAUCCCGUCGACAACCUCGAGUGGCUCUCCCAUCUCACGUCCUUGAAGCACCUGGACUUGAGCUGGUUGAACCUAACUGGUGUCCCAGAUUGGUUCUCAUCCGUGAACAUGCUGCCAUUCCUCCAAGUGUUAACUAUGUAUGCCGCUGGUCUCAAUACCAUCCCAGCUUCUGUUGUCCACGUCAACUUCACCUCCUCUCUUACCGUCCUUGAUCUCUCCACUAAUAAUUUCGACUCCACCUUACCCAAAUGGUUGUGGAAUAUUAGUGGUCUUACCCAUCUUGAUCUUCAUGAAUCUGGGUUCCAUGGGGUUAUUCCUGAUGCAAUUGGAGACUCGAGGGUACCGUACCGAGAUCCAUGGUUGAUCUCCGUAGACUGAAAGAAUUACAUAUGUUGGACAACCAAUUGACAGGAAAUUUGAGCGAUUUGCUAGAGCAAAUGACGAAUCUCAUCAUUUUGGAUCUCGAAUAUAAUUUAUUCAACGGUUCGAUGCCUUCCUCCGUUGGUAAGUUCUCAAAUCUCACUGAAUUGUAUCUCCGUGGAAAUUCUCUUGGAGGUGUCAUUUCAGAAGUUCAUUUUGAGAAUCUUACGAGAUUGCAAGUGUUGGACUUGUCUUACAACCCCAUCACCAUAUCUAUUGGGCAGAGUUGGGUCCCCCCUUUCCAACUCAGAUUACUAGAUUUAACCAAUUGUCAGUUGGGACCUCAAUUUCCAGAAUGGUUGCAGUUUCAAACACAGAUAGAAGAAUUAUUUUUGAAAGACUGUAAAAUUGCAGGGACAAUGCCCGCUUGGUUUUGGAAUAUUUCAUCUUCUACCAUCACAGAGUUAGACCUUUCCAACAACCAAAUAGGAGGCAAGCUGCCAUCUUCUUUCAAGUUCACCAAGUUGGAAAUGUUAUAUUUAUACUCCAACAGAUUUGAAGGUCCAUUGCCAACGAUGCUACCAUCUACACUUUAUGGUCUAUCUCUUUCCAAUAAUUCCUUUACAGGUCAAUUACUGAUAUGGCCUCAUGUUAAAUUUGUGUUCAUCUCAGAUAACAUGCUUGACGGUGGCUUAUCUUCAUCAAUCUGCCAAUGGACAUUUCUCGAAUACCUUGACCUUUCGAACAACAAAUUACUUGGUGAGAUUCCUUAUUGUCCGGAGGAGUCAUUACAAAAUCUUCGAUUCUUGAAUUUGGGCAACAAUCACUUCUCGGGUGAAAUUCCACACACGAUCGGAUUUUUAAGUGAGCUUCAGCUAUUGCAACUAAAAAAUAACAGUUUUUCGGGUGAGGUUCCUUUGUCAUUGAAAAAUUGUACAGAGUUACAGUUUCUUGAUCUGGCUCAAAAUAAUCUUGUCGGAAGUAUAACGCUAUGGAUGGGAGAAAAUCUACAACAACUGAAAGUACUUCGUCUACGUUCAAAUAUGUUUUUUGGAGUUAUUCCUUGGCAACUUGCUCGAUUUGAACAGCUUCAAAUAUUGGAUCUUGCCAAUAACAACUUCUCUGGAUCAAUACCUCACAACAUUGGUAAUUUAAAUACCAUGAGAUCGACAACACUUUAUAAUGAAUCUUGUGAUUAUGAAUCAGAUGUCUUGUAA